Pocillopora verrucosa is the source of this 26256-nucleotide messenger RNA. RefSeq lists its product as uncharacterized. Lineage: Eukaryota; Metazoa; Cnidaria; Anthozoa; Scleractinia; Pocilloporidae. Gene Ontology annotation, molecular function: protein binding. The record is from RefSeq and is a predicted model, not a curated record.
GGAAUUUUUCUCUAAUCACGGUGGAACAUUUCAUAACAUAAUCGCGGAUACUCGGACUUCGGUACACUAUUAACGUCGAAUUUUGAAGUUUGAUACCGCGCAUUGUUUGGAGGAAGUCUGGUGACUUCUUAUUUUAUUUAGAACGCUGUUCGAAUGCUUUGAGUUCAACAUGUCAUUUUACAAACGUUCAACUGAGUGCAGCUGGAAUUUCUGCAGACAGCAACUUCUGUGACCGAUUUAUAUUACCGCUCAUCGAGGUUCCUGUCUCCCUAAAACACUCAACAGAACAAGCAUUAAUAUGAGUAAUUUAGCGAUGCUAAAAUGUCACACAUCUCAGAGCGGGAAACUGCGGUUGAAUCUUAUCGUAAUAUUUGGCUUGAUUUUUGUGAGCUUCACCGGUCUAGCUCGAGCAGCUUGUGAUUGUGGGACAGAAUGUUCCUGUAGUCAAAGCAAUUGUACUGCUGGACAAUAUUGGGUCUGUAGUAACUGUGUUGACUGUCCUGCUGGACACUUCUGCCUGGGAAACAGUACUGCCCCUGAGCCCUGUCCAGCGGGAACCGAAAAUCCGAAUACCGGUUCAAAAAACUCAUCCGAUUGUACGGCUUGUGUAUCGGGAACAAACAGCACAGCAGGUUCAGUAGCAUGCACUACACCUUGUCCUGCUGGUUACAACUGUACUUUAGCUGGAAAUAUCACUUUGUGUCCCGUUGGAACAUAUUCUAAUUAUGGAGAAGGAAUCUGUCACUCUUGUCCUACUGGUAAAGUGUGCUUGGAUCCUACUCAGCAACCUCAGUAUUGCCCUGGAGGUUAUGAACCAAGUCUUUUGCAAUCAAACUGCUCAGUCUGUGAGCCAGGAACAUUCUCAUAUAAUGGCACAUCUUGUCAAUCAUGUGCCAAUGGAAGCUAUAGUCUUGGAGCAGCAGCAGAAUGUACUGUUUGUCCACCUGGAAAUCAAUGUUCCAACCAAACAGUUGUGCCAGUUAGAUGUAAUCCUGGAGAGUAUGCUGCUGCAGGGCAAACUUCUUGUUUACAAUGUGAUAAAGGAUUUUAUUGUCCAAAUGUUUCCUUAGCAAGUCCUUUGCCUUGUUUCAAUGGUACCUACACAGACACUGUUGGGCAAACACUAUGCCAGUUGUGCACAGCAGGACAUUUUUGUCCCUUUGCUUCUCAAGGGGAGCAGCCUUGUGAGAAUGGAACAUACAGUAAGAAUGGCUCAACUGUCUGUACAGAGUGUCCAGGUGGACACAGUUGUGCUGACCCAAGUACUGAUCCAUCUGAAUGUCCAGCUGGUAAUUAUGCUCCAUCAGGGAGUUUACACUGUCAGUCCUGUCCAGUGGGAUCUCACUGUCCAUCAUCAGGCCUUUCAGUAUAUGUCCCUUGUGUUAAUGGCACUUACACAGACAGUGUAAAUCAAAGUAUUUGUCAGAGCUGUCCAGCUGGUAAAAAAUGUUCAAAUCCUGCUCAGCCACCUGAGGAUUGUCCAAGUGGGACAUAUAGUAAGGGUGGGGCAACAGAGUGUACCAUUUGCCCUGAAGGCCAUCAAUGUCCUGUGAACUCAGCUGAUCCAAUCCCUUGCACAAAUGGUACUUUUGCUCCAGCGCAUAGUAUCUUUUGUCAUUCCUGUCCUAUUGGUUCACAUUGUCCAUCCGAGAAGCUUCCUUAUCAUCUCCCUUGUGCGAAUGGGUCUUAUUCGGUUGUGAAGAAUGCUACACGCUGUUUAGAAUGUAUGCCAGGUUUUAAAUGUCCAAAUCCUGCUGAAGAACCAGUGGAAUGCCAGAAUGGAACUUACAGUAAAGCUGGAGCUACCCACUGUAUAGUGUGUCCAAGUGGCCACAAGUGCACAGACAAUUCAGCUGACCCAAUUCCAUGUUAUCAAGGAUCCUUUGCUCCAUCGAGGAGCAUUGAGUGCCAGGAAUGUCCUUUGGGGUCUCACUGUCCAGCUAAUGCCUCAGAGAAACAUGUUCCAUGUGAUCCUGGGUCUUUUGCUAAUGUUACAUCACUCACCAAGUGUUUAGAAUGUCCAGCUGGAUUCAUUUGUCAGAAUCCUUCUCUAGCCCCAGUGCCCUGUGAAAAUGGAACUUACAGUAAAGGUGCUGCUACAAACUGUACCAUGUGUCCAGCAGGAUUCAGGUGUCCCAAAAAGGGCUCAGACCCUAUUCCAUGUGAGGCAAAGACAUAUGCACCAAGUGGGAGUCUUGUUUGCUCUCAGUGUCCAGCUGGAUCACAUUGCCCUUCAGCUCAACUAUCCACUCAUGUUCCUUGCCGUAAUGGAACAUAUGCAGAUUCAGAAGGACAGGAUACAUGUAGCCAAUGUCCAGAAGGAUUCAAGUGCCUAAAUCCUGCUGUCUCGCCAGUCCCUUGUGAAAAUGGAACCUUUAGCCUCACUGGCUCUACUCAGUGCACCAUUUGUCCAGCAGGAUACAGGUGCACUGUUAAGAGUGAGGCCCCUGUGCCAUGUGGAAGAGGAUAUUAUGCUUCUGAAGCAAGCAUGUCAUGUCAUGUAUGUCCUGUAGGAUUUUAUUGUCCUCUCUUGAUCACUGCCAGUCCACAACCUUGUCCUUCUGGAUUUUAUGCAAAUGAAACUAAAUCCGAGAGCUGUGAGGAAUGUGAAAGAGGUCACAAGUGCCCAGACCCUACUCUGUCUCCAACAGAGUGCCCUGCUGGUUAUUUUAGUGCAGUAAGGGGUCAAACAGCCUGUACUCAGUGUGCACCAGGAUACUAUUCUGAAACAACAGGGCAGUCAACUUGUCAGGUGUGUCCUGCUGGAAGCCGCUGUCCCCUGAGAGACAGCUCACCAGUUCAAUGUGUUUUUGGCCAGUAUUCCCCAGAGGCCUCUACAGAAUGUCUUACAUGCCCAGCUGGGAAAAUCUGUUCAGAUCCUGCACUCCCACCAGUCACAUGCAGUGUUGGAACUUACAGUAAUGGCUCUCACUGUAUUCCAUGUAAUGUUGGCCAUUAUUGUCCAUCUCCUACAAAUGUUCCUCAACCCUGUCCUGAUGGUACCUACUCUGAUGAAACAGGAGCAGUUAGCUGCAAAGUGUGUGAUGCCGGACAUUCCUGCCUAAAUCCAUCCAACUCACCAGUUCCAUGCUCUGCUGGAGAAUACAGUAUAUCUGGACAAGUAACAUGUACUAAAUGUCCAGAUGGUAGAUACAGCCUUGGUGGAGCAUCUUCUUGCCUUAUCUGCCCAGCAGGACGGUCAUGUGUAAAUGGUUCUGAUCCAAUAUCUCCAACAGAGUGUCAUCGAGGAACAUAUAGUCCACCUGGAGUUGGCAUUUGUCAUGCAUGUCCACUUGGAACCUAUUCUAACACAGGGGCAUCAUUUUGUUCUCCUUGUCCUGCAGGACACUCAUGUAAUGAUCCCAGCCAGACUCCAGUAGCAUGCACCUCUUCAGAAUACUGGAACAACGGUGGAGAGAUCCCACGUUGUGCUCCAUGUCCUGCUGGCUACAACUGUACCAAUGUGACUCAGCCUCCAGUGCCUUGUAUGCCAGGUUACUACUCACUUCAAGGAAAUGCAUUGUGUACAGAGUGUGAGGCUGGACAGGCAUGUACUGAUCCUGCUCAGGCACCAAAACACUGUCCUGUUGGUACCUACAGCCAAAAGGGUGCAACAUCCUGCAAACAUUGCCCUGCUGGUUAUAGCUGCCCAUUUCCAAGUUCCACUCCCUCUCCAUGUUCCAAUGGAGAGUUCUCCUUGCGAGGACAUGCAAACUGUACAGUAUGUCCAAUUGGAUACAUGUGCCCAUCCACCAAGCAGAGGGCUGUUCGGUGUUCACUUGGCACCACAACAUUUGGAGAGAGUGGAAAGGAAAUUUGUAGUGACUGUCCUGCUGGAUUUAAGUGUCCAAACCCAGAGUCAAAUGCAACAGCUUGUAUGAAUGGAACUUACAGCAUUGGCAAGUCAGUGCGAUGUUUGGAAUGUCCGGCUGGUCACAAGUGUCCAACAACCAAUACAUACCCCAUUGAGUGUCUUCCUGGACAGUACAGUCUUGCUGGCAGCCUUUCUUGUACUGACUGUCCGGCAGGUAUGGAGUGUCCUUCAACCUCACAAAAACCAACAAGGCAAUGCCAGCCAGGAUCAUAUUCUGAUGGAAACGACCAGUUUUGUACUGUCUGCCCAGUAGGAAAGUUUUGUCCAUUCACCAAUAACUCAACGCAAAUCAACUGCGAGGAUGGAACAUAUUCUUGGGGUUAUCAGGAGCAAUGUACCCUAUGUCCCAGUGGAUGGAUGUGUCCGAAUAAAGAUGGAACAGGAAAUGUUAAAUGCUUACCAGGCACUUAUUCAAUUGGCAGACAGAUAGACUGCAUCCCUUGUCCAGCUGGCCAGGCUUGUCAAAGAACAGACACAAAUCAAACUGUUACAUGUCUGCCAGGCACAUAUUCAGUUGGAUCACAAACAUCAUGUACAUGGUGCCCUCCAGGAUAUAAAUGUCCAAGCACCACAGAGAGUAAGGAGAUAGAGUGUCCUGAUGGAACAUACAGUAAGGGAGGACAACAAAACUGUACUGAGUGUCCUCCUGGAUAUGCCUGUCCAUCCAAAACAGAUGACUUUAAAGUCCAAUGCUCUGCAGGUUAUUACACUCUUGGGCGGGAACAGGUUUGCACUCAAUGCCCAGCUGGAUCUUUUUGUCCAAAUAUCACAUCCUCACCCAUUCCAUGUGCAGAUGGAUCGUACAGUUUGGGUUUAGCAACCAGCUGUAUAGAGUGCCCAGCUGGUCAUUUCUGUGAGGUUAACAAGAAAGACUCAGUUCCAAUGCCAUGUCCUGCUGGUAAAUACAGCAACAAGUCAGCCACAGAAUGCUAUGACUGCAGUGCUGGUUAUGCUUGCAAGGGAUCAGACACAAUUCCCACACCUCCAUCUGGCUUAUGUCCAUUGGGUCAUUAUUGUCCAGAUGGCCUUCGUGAGGUGGACUGUCCAGCUGGUACAUUUGGUAAUAUCACUGGUGCAGCAAGUGAAGCUGAGGGCUGUCCACCUUGUCCUGCAGGUUUUUUCUGCCCUGCAGGAACAAGAGGUUAUCCCACCCAUAGGUUGAAAUGUCCCCCUGGUCACUGGUGCACUGAAGGAACAAAAUCACAAUUUGAGCAUCCUUGUUCAGCAGGCACCUUCAACAAGGAAAUUGGUCUUGAACGACAAGACCAGUGUGUUGAUUGUUUACCUGGAUAUUACUGUCCAUCUGGUGAUGCAUAUGCUGACAGACUCUGUCCAGCUGGGCACUACUGUCUAGACAAGACUGAGGACCCCAAUGCUCACCCAUGCUCUGCUGGGACUUACACUGAAGAACAAGGAGCACAAGGCCAACUAGACUGCAAGGAUUGCCCACCAGGUUACUACUGUUUAGCAGGGGCACGAGAACCUGUUGCCUGCCCCAAGGGUACAUUCAAUUCCCUGUCUAACAGAGGUUCAUUAGCAGAGUGCCGCUCGUGUAUAUCAGGAAUGGCCUGCCCCCGGCCUGGGCUAACUUGGCCACCUGUGAAGUGCGAUGCAGGUUAUUACUGCCCUGCUGGGUCCUCACUUCCAAAUGAGACCAUCCAUGCCUGUCCAGCAGGGACUUAUACUGACUAUCACAACUUGACUCAUGCUAGAGAAUGCACCCAAUGUCCAGAAAGACAAUCAUGUGAGGCAGGAACAGGAGGGAUACAGAAACCACCUCAGGAAUGUGCCAAAGGGCAUUACUGUCCCCUUGGCACCAUGAGUCCCACUCAGUUCCCAUGUGAAGAGGGAACAUGGACAAACCUUACCAACUUGAAGUCACAAGAGGAGUGUUAUGUGUGUCCAAAAGGUCAUUUCUGUCUCAGAGGUUCUACCAAACCCACAGAUCUAUGUUUCACUGGACACUACUGUCCACCAGGUACUAAAAGAGGUACAGAAUUUCCCUGCCCUGCUGGAACAUACAACAACAGAACAGGUCUGGAAAGAAAAGAAGAUUGUGUUCCUUGUAUAACUGGUCACUACUGUCCACAAGGAACCACAAAUCCCAAACAAUGCCCACGAGGCACAUUUAACGAUGUUCUAUCAGCAAAGAACCAGCUUGAUGGUUGCAAACAGUGUGUUCCUGGAUACUACUGCCCAAAUUUGGCAAAUUAUGAACUUACUGCAUGUGAAGUAGGAAAUUACUCGGGUCCUGGUGCAUCUGAAUGUACAAAAUGUGAGGCAGGCCACUAUUGUGACAGCAGAACAACAAGCAAGGCAGAAAUGAUAGGUAGCAAAAUUUGCCCUGCUGGGACACAUUGUCCUCCAGGCACAGUGGAAAAACCAGACCUUCAUGACAGUACUUAUGCUUGUUGGAAAGGACAUUACUGCCUUAGGGGAGAUGAGAAUCCUUACCCUAUCAAGUGUCCAAAUGGAACAUUUAAUCCCCAUGAAGGUCGCAAACUUGUCAGUGAAUGUCUUAAGUGCACAGAGGGUUACUACUGUGAACCAGAAGGCCUGAAAAAUGAGGCUGAUGUGUGUCCUCCAGGUUACUACUGUCCAGAGGGAACAGGAUACAGAUUUUCUAAUCCCUGUCCUGUUGGAUUCUACCGCAAACUGUCUGCAGCAGUGUCUGUGCAGGACUGCAGUGUGUGUUUCUCUGGACAUUUUUGUGAUGUUCUUGGCUUGGCAGAUCCAAAAGUUUGUCCAGAAGGCUUCUUCUGUCCUACUGGAACUACCAUUCCUUCUCCAUGCCCCUGUGGUUACUAUGGUAACUCCACUGGUGUAAAAAAAAGUGACGAAUGCACACCUUGCCCAGCAGGUCAGUACUGUGCUGGCUAUGGACUUAAAGAACCAACUGGACCUUGUGAUGCAGGCUUCUAUUGCAGUGGAAGAGCUUGCACUUCUGCACCACCUGAAGGAAGUCCUACAGGAGGGCUCUGUCCCAAAGGGGGUUAUUGUCCACAAGGUGCCAAAACUCCAGAGCCUUGCCCUGUAGGGAAGUACAGUGGAACCAAAGGAAAUAAAGAACCAGAUGACUGUGUUACAUGUGACCCUGGGUACUACUGUGCAGGUGAUACUAACCCUGAACCAACUGGACCAUGCUCACCAGGCCAUUACUGCACAGGGGGGGCAUCUGUACCAACCCAAAAUGUCACACCCAAAGGUCACUUCUCAGAGGAGGCUGCUGUUUUUCCACGAGAGUGUCCAGUUGGAACUUACCAGGAGACAGAUCGAGCAGAGAAAUGUACUAAUUGCACAGAGAAGAACUUUUGUGAUGAAAUGGGGCUAGAAUUUCCAAAGCCUUGUAUAACUGGGCAUUAUUGUCCUCCAAACAGCAUAAAACCAACAGCCUGUCCACCUGGCACUUAUAAUCCAAGUUCUGCAACACCCUCAAUUGACUUUUGCCAGCUCUGUGAUGCAGGAUUUUAUUGCAGAAAGGCAGGUCUAAAUGCCACUGAAGGGAAAUGCUAUGCUGGAUAUUUUUGUAAAGAAGGUUCCCCAAGUCCAACCCCAAAUAAUGGUUCCCUUUCAAAUAUUACAUAUGGAGGCAUCUGUCCUCGUGGAUACUACUGUCCAGUUGGGACAAAAAGACCAUUUGAAUAUCCUUGUCCAAAUGGAACUUACAGUAACACCCCUGGACUUGAGAGAGAGGAGCAGUGCAUUCCCUGUGACCCUGGAAGAUCCUGUACUGGAGAAGGUUUGAGAGAACCAAACGGAGUCUGCCGCCCUGGUUGGUACUGUUUAAGAGGGGCUACGACCCCUAUGCCUCUUGACGGUGUAACUGGAAAUAUAUGUCCUGCAGGCUUUCAAUGUCCAAAUGGUACAGCCAACUUUACUGAAUGUGAACCUGGAACCUACAGCAACAUAACUGGUCUUGCUGCCUGUUUAACAUGUCCAGCACGCUUCCAUUGUGAGGGUGGUGAAGGUGACAGUAAAACGCCAAUACCUUGUCCCAAAGGUCAUUACUGCCCUGCUGGUACAGGAAAAUCACCAGAAAAGUGUCCAGCUGGAACUUACAAUCCACAAUUGAGUCUUGCUCGUGAAAGCGAAUGUGAGCCCUGUCUGCCUGGAAAGUACUGCAGUGGAGCAGGUGUUGUUUCAUUUCCAAGUGACAUAUCUGGAAACUGUGAUCCAGGGUUUUAUUGUGUGCAAGGUAUCAACACACCACGCCCAAGUCAGAACUUUACAGGAAUAGGUGGUGUUUGUCCACCCGGUGCUUACUGUCCUGAGGCAAGUCCUGAACCUCUUGGUUGUCCAAGUGGUACAUUUUCAAAUGUGUCACAGCUGCAGAGUGCUAGUAACUGUACUCUGUGCUCUGAUGGCCAUUACUGUGAGCAAACAAACCUGACUGAGCCAACAGGGCAAUGUGCUCCAGGCUUUUACUGCAGAAGAGGCUCAGAUACAGCAACACCUGCCAAUGUAUCCGCCAUAGGAGGACCAUGUUUUAAAGGUCACUUUUGUGAACUUGGCACAGCAUUUCCACUGGGCUGCAGGCGUGGAACAUACAAUCCAAAUGAAGGAGAAACAGCUUGCUUCACUUGUCCUGCUGGAUAUUUUUGUCCAGAAAACUCAACUGACUUUAACCCUUUCCCUUGUCCAAAGGGCCAUUUUUGCCCAAAUGGAACUGAGUAUGCAACUCAAUACCCUUGUCCCAAGGGCUACUAUAAUGGUGCCACACAUAGUGUCAGCCUGGUAGACUGCAGAGCUUGUCCUGGAGGGAAGUACUGCAACAGAUCUGGGCUCUCUGAACCUACUGGACCAUGUGCUGCGGGUUAUUUCUGUGUCAACGCUGCUUGGACAGACAAACCCCAAGAUUAUGACAACUUUACAGCUGGUGAUUGUCUCUGCCCUGCAAACUCUACUGGAGGAAAAUGUCAAGAGGGCUUUUUCUGCCCUGAAGGAUCUGAUGAACCUACUGCCUGCACUGGAGGGUUUUAUUGUGAAGGAAAAGGAAAGGAAAAUGUCACUGAACAGUGUGAUCCUGGUUGGUUUUGUACAAGUGGUGCAAAGAUCCCAAGGCCUUCUGAUGGAAUAACUGGAAACAUUUGUCCAGCAGGAAAGUAUUGUCCAAGGGGUACUGAAACUCCAAGGCUAUGUCCUCAAGGUAGAUUUUCCAAUAAUACUGGUAACAGCAACAAGAAUAACUGUUCCCUAUGUACAGAAGGAUCAUACUGUGAAACUGAAGGAUUAAUUCAACCAACUGCACUUUGCUCUGCAAAGUAUUUCUGUCCUCCUGGUGAAAAACAAGACAAGAACAAUUCAUGUACAAAGGGACAUUUUUGUCCUGAAGGGAGUCCAGAACCUGUCAAAUGUCAUUCUGGAACUUACCAGGAUCAAACACAACAAGACUCUUGUAAACUUUGUCCGGCUGGCUAUUACUGUGACACCAAGGAUGAUUUGAGUGAGUUCACAAGUUAUAUUUGUCCUAAUGGGUUUUAUUGCCCUAAUGGAACAAGGUAUGCUACAGAGUUUGGUUGUCCAAAUGGAACACAUGGAAAUGGAACCCAGCUUUUUCAUCCAGAUCAGUGUGUUAAAUGUCCCCCUGGACGAUUUUGCUAUGGCUCGUCUCCUACUUUCACAGGAGAAUGUCAGGAAGGUUAUUAUUGCAGACUUGGUGCAUUCACUCCCGCCCCGACUGAUGGAGACACUGGUGAGGAGUGUCCUGAAGGUCACUAUUGCGUCAGUGGCACGGUGGCACCUGAGAGUUGUCCGUCUGGAACAUUUUCCAAUUCAUUAGGAUUAACCAUUAUUGAUAACUGUACUGAUUGUACACCCGGUAUGUUUUGUAAUGGAACUGCUCUCACAGCUCCCAGUGGUGACUGUUGGCCUCGCUAUUACUGUAGUGGUAAAGCAGAGCAUCCAGCACCACAGGAUGGUAACACUGGAGGGAACUGUACUCCAGGUCACUAUUGUCCUGGAAAAACACCGGCGCCUAUUCCUUGUGAGGAUGGCACGUAUAUGAAAGAUCCUCUUGCUGAUGCCUGUUUGGACUGUCCUGCUGGCUUUUAUUGUGUGAAUGACAAAAGUCAGGACCCCAAACCAUGCCCCCAAGGAUUUUACUGCCCUGUGAGAACAGGUUUUAAUUGGCAACCCUGUCCAAAAGGGUCAUAUGGUGACUCACCCGGCCUGGCUAACAUAAGCAGUUGCCGUCCUUGUGAUUCUGGAAAAUUCUGUGCUCAUGAGAAUGCUACAAGUGUGAGUGGAGAGUGUGAGGCUGGCUACUUCUGCCGUCGAAAUGCAGAGUCUGCAACACCAAGUUCAAAUCAGGAUUCAGGACCGUGUCCUGAGGGCCUCUACUGUCCUGUUGGUACAGGAGAACCACAAAAGUGUCCAAAGGGCACUUACUCUAACGUAAAGUUCCUAAAAAGAGAAAGUGAGUGUCAAAACUGUACAGAAGGUAACUAUUGUGGACAGCUUGGCGCCAGGAAUGUUUCUGGGCCAUGUGAUCCUGGAUUCUUUUGUCUGAGGGGAUCCGAAAUUCCUAAUCCACCAAAUGUGACAUAUUCGGGUGGUCCAUGCCCUGUUGGCCACUAUUGCCCGCAAGGAACUUCGUACCCAUUAGGCUGUGAGGCUGGAACCUACAAUGAUCGUACUGGCCAGUCCAACUGUACCCAGUGCUGUGCAGGUUUCUAUUGUCCAUCCAACUCAACAUCAUGCGUCUUGGAAUGCCCAAAAGGAUUUUACUGUCCUCCAGGAACGAAGACAUCCCAUGAAAAUCCAUGCCCCAAAGGUUUCUUCAAUAAUGAAACUAUGCAACAAAGCAUCAGUGGGUGCACACCAUGUCUCCCUGGCAAAUUUUGUGGCAAAGAAGGCCUUGCAGAACCAAGUGGAGACUGUGCAGGUGGCUGGUACUGCAUACGGGGAGCUUGGUCCGAUAAACCAAUUGAUGUUGGUGUUGUUGGAUACUGUAAUGGUACAGACGGUUGCUUUUGCCCAAACACCACAACAGGAGGAGCCUGUCAGCCAGGCUUUUUCUGCCCAAAUGGGUCACGUGAGCCUACUCCUUGCUCAAGAGGAAAUUAUUGUGAGGAAGCUGAACUGUCCAAAGUCACUGGCCUCUGUGAUGCAGGCUAUUUCUGCCUCCGGGGGGCUAAAGUUGCAGAUCCUACUGAUAAUAUCACUGGCGGAAUUUGUCCCAAAGGCCAUUAUUGCCCUGGUGGAACUUACGAUCCAGAAAAAUGUCCUGAAGGAACAUAUUCCAAUUCUACUUUCAAUAAAAAUAUAUCUGAUUGUCAAUCGUGUCUACCUGGCCAAUACUGUGAUAGUAAAGGUCUUGAGCUACCAUCUGGAGAAUGUGAUCCUGGAUUUUUCUGUCCUGGUGGACAGAAAACAAAGAGACCUGCAGAAUAUGUCUGCACCCCAGGGCAUAGCUGUCCUUCUGGUAGUGUCAGUGAACAGGCUUGUGACUCUGGUACCUAUCAAGAUGAACAUCAGCAGGCAACUUGUAAAAUCUGCCCUGAAGGUUACUUCUGUGAUGGAACCAUUCUCAAUGCCACACACUGUGAACAUGGAGUCCAGUUUCCAGAGCCUUGUAUUACUGGGCACUACUGCUUGAAUGGAACUAAAUUCGCUCAGGAACAUAAAUGUCCGCCAGGAACGUACAAUGAUAAAACACAUAGAAAAAGAGUUGAGGAAUGUACUGACUGUCCAGCAGGGAAGUACUGCGAGGGUGAAGGGAAUGACUAUCCAACAAAUGACUGUUCAGUUGGUUUUUAUUGUAUCAAUCGAGCUGACAACAGCUCUCCUAAUGAUGGUGUCACAGGCAUUAUUUGCCCCAAAGGUUAUUAUUGUCCACGAGGAACAAAUGUUACCAUCCCGUGUGAAAAAGGUACCUAUGGGCCAACUGAACAGCUUGGCUCUCAAGCAGAAUGUAAGGGAUGUGAACCAGGAGAAUUUUGUGCAAAAGACGGGCUUAAUGAAACCUCUGGAAACUGCUCAGCAGGUUUCUUCUGUCGACGUAAUGCUUCAGUCAAUGAACCAACUGACGGUAUCACUGGUGACAUUUGCUGGAUUGGACAUCACUGUCCCAGCGGCACAGCCAUUCCAAUCCCUUGUUCCCCAGGAACAUUUAUGAACCACACCCAAUCUGCAGAAUGUUACACCUGUCCUGCAGGACAUUACUGUGUGAAUAGAGUGUCUCCUGAACCGUGCCCUGCUGGUUGGUACUGCCCUGAAGGUACUGGACAUGAUUGGCAGCCUUGUCCCCGGGGAACCUAUAGUCCGGUUGAAUUCCUUUCCCGGGAGAACCAAUGUAAACCGUGUGAACCUGGUUACUUCUGCGCGUACCUUAAUGCUACAACAACUACAGGAGAAUGUGAUGCUGGGUUUUUCUGUCACAAUGGUUCUGACCAAAGACAGCCUUCUGGAGGACACAAAGGUUAUGCUGGAAUCUGUCCAAGUGGUCACUAUUGUGAGCGAGGUGAUCCAAAGGCCCCUGUAGCUUGUCCUGCUGGUCACUUCAAUAACAUAACGCAUGCUGAUUCGCUCAGAAAUUGUUCAAGGUGUCCUGGGGGACAGUACUGCGAGGAAGCAGGUCUUUCAUGGCCUACUGGCCCCUGUGAUGCAGGAUAUUAUUGCACAGAAGGAGCACUAUACCGGAAUCCAGAUAACCAGUCAGAUACUGGAGGUCCUUGCCCUCCUGGUCACUUUUGCCCAGUUGGAUCACCUUCUCCAUUUGCCUGUCCUGGUGGCAAGUACAAUUCCCUGUGGAAACAGAGUCAGUGUCGUGUCUGUCCUCCUGGUUAUUUCUGUCCAAAUGCUUCAACCAACUUCACUGAUUGCCCUGAGGGUUACUAUUGCCCCAAUGGAUCGGCAUUCACUGUUCCAUGUCCUAAAGGAAGCUACAAAAACUACACUUUAGGUGAUAAACUGGAAGAUUGCAAAACCUGCCCGGUUGGCAUGUACUGUGAAUUUAAUGGUUUGUCUCGGCCUUCAGGCUUGUGUGCAGGAGGCUGGUUUUGCACUGGUGGAUCAUGGCAAAAGAAGCCUCUUAAUAUAAGUGAUAUAGCGAAUGGGACGGCUGUUUGUCCAUUGAUUGGUGAGAUUGGUGGUUUCUGCAAAAAAGGUACCUUCUGUCCAGUUGGUUCUCAUGAGCCUCUCCCAUGCACGCCAGGCUACUAUUGUGAAACGGAUAAACUAGCCAGCGAGUCUGGUGUUUGUUCUGCUGGUUACUAUUGCAAUGGAAGCACAGUCCAUAGUCAUCCUGUCAAUCAAAGUAAUGGUGACAGAUGUCCAAAAGGCAAUUAUUGUCCUGUGAAGAGUUCUUAUCCAACUCCAUGUCCACCAGGCACUUAUGCUGACACUGAAUACAACCAGUUCAGGAACAAUUGUAAGCCUUGUAUUCCUGGUAUGUAUUGUCCCACUUAUGGACUUGACUAUCCACCCGGAAAUUGCUCUAAAGGGUUUUACUGUCCUGCGGGAGAAACACAACAAAGUCCUCUAGACAAAGAAUGCCAGCCUGGUCACUUCUGUCCUGAAGGAAGUGGACUUCAUAAUCCAUGUCCUGCUGGGACUUACCAGCCAUAUUCCAGGCAGGAAUUCUGUUACAUAUGCCCAGCUGGAAGUUAUUGUGAUCCUGAUGAAGCAAGAAAGAACCUGUCAUGUGAAGGAAAUGUCUCUUGUGGAGUAAUUGCUCCUCUAGACUGCCCUGCUGGAUAUUUCUGUCCAAAUGGUACUAAAUGGGCCAGGCAGUUCCCAUGUCCUGUGGGAACUUUCGGAAAUGUCACAAAUCUUAUGGAGCAGGACCAAUGUGCCAAGUGCACGAAAGGUUACUACUGUCACAAGUCAGGUAUCACAUAUCCAACUGACAAAUGUCAUGCAGGUUAUUACUGCAUCGAAGGUGCAAGUGUUCCAACCCCUAACGAUACUGUAACUGGAGCCCCUUGCCCAGCAGGGUCUUUCUGCAUUGUUGGGUCGCACAAACCAGAGCCAUGUCCAGAGGGAACAUACGGACCAAAUGAAAGGCUGCAAAGCCGUUCUGGAUGUAUUGAUUGUGAUGGAGGAAAGUACUGUAGUCAUGAAGGAUUAGCAGCUCCAAAUGGUUCCUGUGAUCCUGGAUUUUUCUGUGAGAUCCGUGCCAUAAGGCCUAACCCAGUUAACACAUCUCAAGGAGGAGGAGUCUGUCCCCGAGGACAUUACUGCCCAAGAGAAACAACUACACCAUUUAAAUGCCCACCUGGCACAUUUAAUAAUAAGACUGGAGCAACUGAGCCAUCUGACUGCACUCCAUGUACACCAGGAAUGUACUGUGAGGGAUACGGUAAUACCGAUCCAGACGGACCUUGCGAUGAAGGAUGGUACUGUGAAAGAGCAGCAUACUCAAAGAGGCCUCUUCCUAAUGUGAAUUUAACCUUUAACAACUCAAUGGACUUCACAUGCCCACUUUAUUCUGUGAACUUUACUGGAGGUAUUUGUCCUCUCGGACACUUCUGUCCUGAAGGUUCUGCCGAACCCAAACGUUGCCUCAAAGGCCGUUACUGUGGCCAGGAAGGGCUUGCAGAGCCGCAGGGUAACUGUACAGCUGGCUACUAUUGCAGUGGGGGAGACAUUAUCUCCAAUCCAAGGAACUGCACGGCUGGGUACUACUGUCCGGAAGGAACUGAAAUUGAGAUAGCUUGUCCAGUUGGAACAUUUUCUCCAUAUGUAGGGAAAUCGAAGGAAGAAGACUGUUUGAACUGCACAGCUGGGUACUAUUGUCCACUACCUGGUGCAACAGAAGUGUUGUUUUUAUGCUUGCAAGGAUAUUACUGUCCAAGUGGUUCUACCCAUAAUUCCACCGUGAUUUGUCCUAGAGGAAGUAGUUGUCCCACGGGAGUUGGACAGCCGCAGAACUGUGUUCCUGGAGAAUAUCAGGAUGAAGAAGGACAAUACCAGUGUAAGGUUUGCCCGGCUGGUUAUUACUGCGAUCCAGCUACAAAUCUUACAGGUGUUAUUUAUCCAACCAAAUGCCUCGCUGGAAGUUAUUGUCCAAGUGGAACAAAGACAGGGAAACAAUUUCCUUGUCCUGCUGGUACAUACAGUAAUGAAACAGGCCUAGAGAGAUCUCUACAGUGUAUGCCCUGUCCACCUAAGCUCUUUUGUGGCUCUCCUGGCUUGACGAAACCUUCUGGACCUUGUGCAGCAGGUCAUUACUGUGUCCUCAAUGCUUCCUCAUCAACGCCAACUGAUGACGUGACAGGUAACGCAUGUAGAUUGGGUGAAUAUUGCCUAGAAGGGUCAUCGGAAGGAAUCGGAUGUCCAAGUGGAACAUUUUACAAUGAAACAGGGUUGAAAAACGAAUCAGGAUGUCUCCCAUGUUCAGCAGGCUACUACUGUGAUGGAAUAGGGAACGUGGUUCCCACCAAGAAGUGUCAAGAGGGGUUUUGGUGCAGAGGGGGCUCUCCAGAAGAGAUGCCACUCAAUCAACCAUAUGGAACAGAGUGCCCAAAUGGCAGUUAUUGUCCCGAAGGUACCCCAGCUCCAGUUCUGUGUCCCAAAGGAACAUACCAGCCUGGGCGGCGCAAAGCACGUCUUGAAGAUUGUGUGAGCUGCAAUCCAGGGAAGUUCUGUAGUGAAACUGGGUUGUUCCGUGUGAGUGGCGAUUGUGACGCAGGAUAUUUCUGUGAAGGAAAUGCUAGUAAGAGUAAUCCAGAAGAUGGUGUAACGGGCAACAUCUGUCCUGUUGGAAGCUUCUGUGUAAAGGGUUCGAUAAAACCACAGCAAUGCUACAAUGGCACUUACAUGAAUCACACAGGUGCUUCGUCCUGUUAUGUUUGCCCUGCAGGACAUCAAUGCAUCAGUGCAAUUUUGCCUGACCCAUGCCCCGCAGGCUUCUACUGCCCCGAAGGUACUGGAUAUGAUACCCAACCUUGUCCGGUGGGCACUAUCGGUAAUAGGACAGGUUUGACAAAUGAAACUGAAUGUACACAGUGUCCCGGUGGCUUCUACUGUGAGACAGCUGGCCGAAGUAUUGUCACUGGAAAAUGUCAAGGAGGUUUCUACUGUACGUCAGGUGUGAAUGUUAGUGCUCCUGAUCAACAUUUCACGGGUUUAGGAGGACAGUGCCCCGUGGGACAUGAAUGUCAAGAAGGCAGCAGUACUUUCCAUCCAUGCGACCCUGGAUACUAUGCAGCUGUGGAAGGAAUGUCAACUUGUGAUACAUGCCCUGCAGGCAAAUACUGUAAUGGUACCACAGUCACACCAGCGUCAUGUCCUGCUGGGCAUUUUUGUCCAAAUGGCACAGAAUUUGCCACACAAUAUCCGUGCAAACCAGGCUCUUAUAACAACGUUACUGACCAGGCGUCAGAGUCGUCAUGCAAACUUUGUGAUCCAGGCAAGUACUGUGAAGGUUCUGCACGCGUUUGGCCCAAUGACUUGUGUGAUGAGGGCUUUUUCUGCUCUGGCGGAUCUUGGAGCAAGCGUCCAGGAGACAUUGGUGUCGCCAGUUACAGUAACGCAACAAGCCCUGCUGACAGCUGCUACACAGCAUUUGAAUGUGUUUGUCCAGCAUGGAACAAAACUACAGGUGACAUUUGUCCUGCUGGUCAUUAUUGCCCAAGGGGCUCGUCACGACCGUUGCCAUGCAAACUUGGUCAGUACUGUCCGCAUGUGGCGUUGGCUGAACCUGUUGGAAAUUGCUCGGCUGGUUAUUUCUGUAAUGAUAGUUCAACUGUGCGAGACCAGUUUGAUUGUCCGGUUGGCCAUUAUUGCCCAUCUGGCACAGGAGUUCCAGUUCCUUGCCCUGAAGGCAAAUUCUCUAAUACAACAAAGAACACAGAAAUUGCAAAUUGCGGAGAUUGUACCCCUGGUAAAUACUGUGCUGGUACAGGAAAUUUUGCUCCAACUCAGGAAUGUGCCGCUGAUUAUUAUUGCCCAGGUGGACAAAGUUCACCAACACCCGGAGAAUACUUGUGCACAGCAGGUCACUUUUGCAAAGCAGGGACAGCCCAGCCUGUCAGAUGUGAAAAUGGUACCUUCCAAAAUGAACGUGGAAAAAGUUUUUGUGAGAUUUGUCCUGAAGGUUACUACUGCGAUGCCACAAAUAUGGCCGUUGUUAAUGCAACAUUAUGUCCUCCUGGUCAUUAUUGCCCGCUUGGUACUGGGGACUAUCGAGACUUCCCAUGCCCGGAGCGCACAUAUAAUGACAGAUUAGGUUUGACGGCCAUUGAAAACUGCACUAACUGUCCACGGGGAACGUAUUGCGGUAGAGAAGGCCUUAAUCAACCGUCUGGCGACUGUUAUGGUGGACAUUACUGCACAGAGGCAUCCAAGUCUCCAGCUCCUGAUAAAGACCUCCAAGCUAUAAACUACACGGACUAUUUGAACUUCCCUUUCACAUUCCUUAACGAUGCUUGUCCUCCUGGACAUUUUUGUCCCAAUGGUUCUUAUCCUGAGCCCUGUCCAUCUGGUACUUACCAUAACGAGGGUGGUAUCUCCAACAAGUCACAGUGUAACCCAUGUCCUGUGGGAAGGUAUUGUAAUGGCUCUGGUAUAUUAAGUGGUGUUGCUGCGCCAUGUGAUGCUGGAUAUGUGUGCACUGGAGGGUCAAGCCAACCAAAGCCAACUCACCCAUCUAUGGGUUACAUCUGUCCCCGCGGAUUCUCUUGCCCUGCUGGUACUCAUAUUGAACUAAGCUGCCUUCCUGGAACUUAUCAACCUAACUUGGGACAAGGAGAAUGUAUCCCAUGUGGAGCAGGUAACAUGUGCCCUUUCCAGAAUAUGUCGUCAGUUGAACCUUGUAAAGCUGGCUAUUACUGUCCAAAUGGAACCUUGGUGCCUUGUCCUCCAGGAACCUAUGGUAAUCGCACUGGGCUGUCCUCUGUUGAUAUGUGCACGGACUGUCCUUCAGGAGAAUUCUGUCAGGAUUAUGCACAAACAGUUCCCAAGGGCCCGUGCACAGAAGGAUGGUUCUGCGAAGGAAAAGCUGACACCUCCACCCCCACAGCAUUACCAGAGUAUCCAAGAAACGGCCUUUGUCCAACUGGUCACUACUGUGUCCGAGGAACGCAAGCACCAGCUCCGUGUCCCCCAGGCACAUACCGCAACAGCACAGGUGCACGAUCAGUCGAUGACUGUCUGGACUGCGCUCCUGGUUUCUUCUGUAAUGGAUACAAUAACUCGUUUCCAACUGGACCAUGUGCACCAGGGUAUUUUUGUCCCCAAGGUUCCAGAGCCAAUGUAUCCAAGCCCCAUGGUUAUUUGUGCCCGGAGGGCCACUUUUGUCCUGGAGGCACUGCAGAUCCAGAGGAGUGUGGUGCAGGUUCCAACCAACACAACGCAGGUCAGGAAAGCUGUGACCUCUGUCCUGCCGGAUAUUAUUGUCCAAUAAAGACCGCCACGCCGGAGAAGUGUCCCCCAAGGCACUACUGUCCUGCUGGCACCACUGUACCGUUGACAUGUCCAAAUGGAACAUUCACCCAUGACAACAUGAGCGGCCUGGCAAAUGCAUCUCAAUGUUUGCCAUGUAUCACUGGUUUUUACUGCCGCCUGGGUCAAGUGGUUGCAAAAUGUGAUGGUGGUUAUUACUGUAAAGCUGGUAGUCCUGAUCCAAACCCAGAUGGUUACCGGUAUCCUGUUGAAGCUGGUCCUUGUGCCAUGGGGUAUUAUUGUCCUAAUGGCACGCUCGUGCCUAUUCCUUGCCCUGACAACACGAUGAAGAAUUACACUGGCGGGUAUGGGGAACCUUCAGACUGUACCCCGUGCCCUGCUGGAAGAUUCUGCUUGAAUGGAACAGCAUACGGUUUAUCAUGCCCUCGUGGAAAGUACUGUCCUCGUGGGAAAGCUCCAAUUGACUGCCCUAUGCACAGAUACCGAGACAUUGUUGGCGGCAAAGACUUGAAUGACUGUUUCCCCUGUCCAGCCGGUUACUGGUGUAAUCUCACUGGUAUGGUUAAUUACAAUAACAGCGAAUGUCCAAUUGGACACUUUUGUCCAAGUCAGCUUGGGCCAAGUCUGUGCGGAGCAGGCCGUCGCCGAGAAAAUCCUGGAGCUGGGAGCAGGGAUGAUUGUGGUUUCUGUCCUGGCGGUCACUAUUGUCCUAAUGAUACCAUCAAUAUCCAGGGAAUACCUUGCAAAGCCAAGUAUUACUGCCCUGAGGGCUCAUCAGCGGAAAGAUUAUGUCCAGGUGGAGCGUAUUGUCCUGCCACCACUGCAAUACCCAUCCCAUGUCCCGGAGGUUCUUACUGCCCAAAUGGAUCGCAGGUGGACAUCGCUUGCUCUUACCCAAAUUACUGCCCACCAAAUAGUACUCAAGAGCUUAUUUGUGAUCUUGGUUACGAGGCCUUAAGUACAAGCGGAAAGCGUGAUUCUCACAGUAGAUGCUGUCUAAAGUGCUCCCCAGGGUCUUACGGUAAUCAUCCCCAGCGUCUUAAAUGUGAUCCCUGUCCAGCAGGUUUUUUCUGCCCCGGAGGUACCACAGGACCAAGAGUGCAUCCGUGUCCACAGGGAGCGUUUUGUCCCCUUGAAUCUGAAGAGCCAAGAGCUUGUCCGCCUGGUACUCGUGGAACUAUUUCCAUGGCAACAGCGGCCUCUGACUGUUCGCCCUGCGCUCCCAAAACUUACCAACACGAAUCAAAUAAAACAGCUUGUAAACAAUGCGGAAGCAGUGCUGAUUCAACGGAAGGUCAGGAAACUUGUGAGUGUUUCGGGAAAUACCGACAUUUCCAGGUGUCGGAUGGUUCCUGUGAAUGCUUAUCCGGUUAUGUGUUUUUUGAUCCAGUCACUUAUGAGAAGGUCGAAGGAAACAGUGACAAGAAUUGUCAGCUUGAGGAAUUCCCACGAUGCGGCACUGGUGAAGCUCGAAAAGCUGCUCAGGGAGAAUGUGUGAAACCUGGAGAAGAAACUGUAAAAUGUCAAGAACUGUGCGAUAGUAGCGAAGCGUCCUUCUCCACUGAGGAUGGCAUUUGUUUAUGCCCUUAUACCGUAAGCUGUGAUGCUGAAUGCGAGGAGAACAGGACUAAGACGUACAUAAAAAGAAAUUCUGAUGGCAUUUUAACUUUGAAGUACGUGGACAGUGGAGGAAAAUCAGAAUCUGUUAAUAUCACCCAAGAGCUCGGAGUCAAUGAUAACGACAACGAGCAACAUCCUACUGAAAUUAUGUUUUUCCGAAAAACCCAGUCAGUGCGGGCACUUGUGCCAAAUUCUAUUGAUGAUGUGAAAAAUGCGUUGAGACCAGAUGCUGCGGUCGUGACGCGCAGACGGCGAAGGGCAGUUGGUGAUAAUACGACUACUGCCCCUUCUACCAACACAAUCGCAAAUCCAACAUUUUGCUUUCAGUAUGGGCAGGCACUGACUUUCAAAAUUGAAAUCAACCCAGAAAACCGAAGCCUAAGCCAUUAUCCACGAUACCGCAAAAACCAUCUGUUGAACAGAAAUGACAAGUUUGACUAUGGAAACUUUAGAAAACUUCACUCUCUUAUCCGUGAAUCGAACGACUCUCUGGACUACUUUGUACAUGUCUUUACGCAGAAUGGAACGUUUGUGUUUUAUGACAACGCAGAGCCUUCCCGAGAGGUAAUAGUGAAUGUGGUUGCUCCUGGUGUUUCGUGCGGAGGUGUCACCAUUUCACCGACAACAAAGGGAGUUUUGACCUCUCUCGGUGUCGGCCUCCAAAAGCCUCAAAACCUGUCCCCAGACUGGGCAGUAAUCUGGGGCAUGAUUGUGUUCAUGCUGGUGUGUAUCAUUAUGCUUGUGAUUGCUGUUAUCAUAUGGCGCCCAAAGAGCAUCGGAAGGUUCCCUGUACGAGCACUGAGGCCCAAGUACAAAUCGCUAGGAGCACCUAUCCCAGUUGUCCCUAUCCCUGGUAUUGAUGAUCAUAUUUAUGACCUUGGACCUCGUGGUUCACCAGAAGGGUCGUCGUUUGAUUCUCCAAGUGUAAGAUUUGAGCUGGAAAACUUCAACGUUCGUACAUUAUAUGACAAAUUGGAAGAUCAAACGUUACACGUUUCGUCACAACUAGCGCGUCACCAAGCAGACUUGAGAGCAUUUUAUGACAGAAUCAGCCAACAGGCAGAGAAGCUCAAAGGGAUGUUAGAUAGCAUGGACGUCUCUGCACUUAUCAAAGCGACCAAAGAGGCAGGAAGGGUCAAGGAAGGCGAGGCCUCCACUGAACAGCAGCAAACAAGUGAGGCUGGUGAACACGGCACGAGAUACGGUAUGACAGCUGGUGGACAGGUGAGAGAAGAGGAGCUGAUGCAGUCUCUCCAGCUACUGUUGGAGAAAGUCGAAAAGGGACAGUUUUCCAUGCCAGGUGUGGUGUCGGGCACAAGCAUAACAGUACCAGGGCCUGGAAUGAUUGUGAUGGGUGGAGAUAGCAGCACAAUAACUACUACCUAUACCCAACAAGCUUCUGGGUAUCCUGUGGUGGAGGUACACGCUGGUGAGGCUGCUGGGCCGCAGUGGCAGAUCCAAGGAACGAGUGACGUUAGUGAGUUCCUUCGGAAAAUGAAUGCAGAGCGCAUGCACCUUGAGCAGCAGACUGGACGAGAAGAGGAGACUGCUGUACACAAGCUUCUGAAAGAACAGGAAGAAAUCCGUUCGGGCGAAAUGAAAAAGUUAGCGGAGAAGUUAGCAGACAAAUUGUCUGGUGAUCUCAGUGAAGAUGAAAUGCGAGCGGUUAUGGAGGAUCAUGCAAGACAAGUUGUCCAGUUAGAAGGAAUGUUGGCAUCUGAGAAAGAGAAACAAAUGGCAGCAUUGAGAGAGAAGCUGAAGAGGAGAAGAGAGGAAAAAGAGGCCGCCCUCUUAAGAAAACAGAAGGAGGAGGCCGAGAAGUCCAAAAUUCAUUUGGAUGAUGUGAAACCUCUGGCCAGUAUUGAUACAGUGUUGAAGACGCAAGAAAGUGUACAAGACGUGAUUGUUCAGGAAGAAUCUAUUGGACAUGCGCGAGCAGAGGAACAACAAUCCACCGAACAGGCGAAUGUUUACCGACGCCAGUUGGGAGACAAAUUCUGCGCUAUGGUGGAUGAUCUUGUUGCAUCUGGUUCUCUGUACGCUGAUCAAGCUGAUCAAAUUAAACGUGAACAAAUGGAACUCGAGGAGAAAAUGUCACGUGACCUGGCUCAACAGCAGGCACGGCAGACGGCGCUUAUUAGGGAGAAAUUGGCCCAGAGAAAGAAAGAACGACUGAAGAAACUCAGGGAACAACAGGAGAUGGAGAAAGCCAAGGUUAUAAGCGAAGGUGGUGAUGUGACAGCUUUGCUGAAGCAACACGAGCAGGAAAUAGCUGCUCUGGAAACAAGCUUUGAGGCAGAGGAGGCGCGUGAUAUUGCAGAGAUCACCAAGAAACUCAAUGAGUCGCAUAUGCAAAACGUGCAGCAAGUCCACAAAGAACUUCUUGAUAAAGCCACAAAAGACAAUUUGGACGCGGUUCUCCAACAACAGAUUAUGGAUCAGUUCAGGAAGGAGAACGAAGCGCUGUUAGAACACUUGGAACAACGAAAACUCAAAUCCUUGGAGGACACCAAGGCAAAACUUGCUGCUCGUCGAGCGCGUCGUCAAGAAGAAGCGCGCCGGCAGGCAGAGGAAACAGCUGCUCAGCGGAUCUUAGAGGAGCAGAGCCAAGCCAUCGCAGCUAACAAGCCAGUCGACGCAGACCACGUGAUCGUACCCGAAGUCAUAUUACCACGUGAAACUUCAGAAGAACAGGCGUUACGAAACGAACAGGAGCGUACCUUAGCUGACAUGCGUGAUAGACAUGAACAAGAUACCCUGAAAGUCAACGAAAAACUUGAACGAGAACUGGCUGCAGAAGAAGCUCAGGCUAUGGAACAUCUUGAGGCUGAUAAAGAGCGUAGACUGCGAGAGUUGAAAGACAGACAUGCUGCUGAGUUAGCGGCACGCUCUAAGGACAUGUCACCUGAAGAAGUGCAACAGCUUUUGACGGCACAUCAACAAGAACUGGAAGAAAUAAUGGAAAAGAUGGACUUGGAGAAACAAAGGCAGCAGGCGAACUUACAUCAGAAGCUACUGGAAAGAAAGAAACGAAAACAAGAAGCACAGCAGCGUAAACAAGAAAGAGAGAUGGCUAAGGAAUUGUUGGAGCAGAAGAGAGAACUGCAAGAAGUGCGCACACAACACGUAAAAGAGGCAGAGAAGCAAGCUAUGAUUGACGGGAUCAGGGAGAACGGCUCUGAAGCUGCCGAGUUUGUCAUCAGAAAGGUUCUGGAAAAACGUCAAAGUCAGGAGCUGAAAGACUUGGAGCGUAUGUUUCAGGAAGAACGUAAAGUGGCUGUUGAUGAAGCACUGGCCAAGAUGGAAGAAAGACAUGCGCAAGAAAACGAUGAACUUCGGGCUCAACACGAGAAAGAAUUAAGAGAACUGGAAAAACAAAAAUUAAAUCCUGAAGAGUUGCAGCAGAAGAGGGCCCAGUUAUUGAACCAACAACAAUUACGACAAAGCGCGCUGGAUAAAAAACACGCUGAUCAAAGGAAACAAAUUCAACAUGGUGUGCAGUCAGACUGGGAAGUGCGCUUUGCGCGCGCCAAGUUAGAGCUUAAGGAGAAGCACUAUCAGGAAUAUGCUGAUGCUUUGAAUGAGUUGACUCCAGAACAAGCAGAGGAACACAGGCGAUCAGUUGAGAAGGCGCUGGCAGCCGCGAGGGAACUGGAAAUAGUUAAACAAAAACUAGAUGAACAGCGAGCGGAGAAUGAACUGAAACUCAAACAAGAAAAUGAUGCAUUUGAAGCCGAGCAACAACUUAAGUUAGAAGAGGAACUUAAGGCGUUCGACAAACAGCUGGAACAAGAAGCAGACGAAGAACAGAAAAAGAACGAAAAGGCAAUCUUGGCUCUUAACACUCGUAAAGAAGCGCUGCUGAAGGAAAAGAAGGCGAAAGUGAAACAAGAAAUGGACAAAAUGAGCAAACAAGGAGCUUCAAAGGAAGACCAAGAAGCCAUAUUGAAAGAACACAGCAAAGACUUGGCUAAACUGAUGAACAAAAUGGACGCGGAUAGAAUGAGGAUGCAGAGCUCAUUGGAAGAGCGUUUAAAGAAAAGACGUGAGGCAAAACGGCAGGCUAAGGUGACUGAACUUACAACUCGAAACGAAGAGGAGAAGAAAGAAUUUGAAGAGAAAGUUCAAUCUGAGCGCGAUCGAGCACAAGCUGAAGAGGUGAUCGCUUUGAAGGAAAGCAUUCAUGUCGAUAACCUUGUAGCUGCUACAAUCGAAUCUGAAGCUGCUUCACCCCCUGUACAGCAAGCGCGACUAAUGCCGGACAGUUAUCGAUUAGCAGCUCCAUUGAGCGAAGGUGAACUGGCAUCGCUGCUGCUGGCGUCACCGCUGUACCAAAAGAUCGAAAGCAUCAAAUCGUUAGUGAGUGGUGGCGCUGGUAAAGGAGGACAGUUUGGCGGUUCGGCACCUGGUGAAGGUUAUAUUGACAUCAAGGAUGACACUUUGUGGACAGGGGACGAUGAACUUGUCCCAGUUGAUCUGAACACGCUGCCUGCUCGGGCCUUCGUCACAUACAAGUUUGGCUCUUUCAUUGUCGAUUUACUCGCCGUUCAUUGUCAUCAUCUUCCUGUCACACUCUUGCUAGCCGAUAAGCUGCCUCCAAACUCUCAUCUACAGAGGAACGCUUACAGAAAUUCCUUCUUCUACGACGCAAACAAUCGUAUCUUAUACGUGCGAACUGAACGAAUGGACAACGUUGGAGAGUUUAUUUUGGUUCUGGUUCACUGCCUCGCGCACAUUGCUUGCGGAGACUUACGCGACGACUCCCAUCCGGGAUUUAUGAAAGAGUUCCAUCACGCCCUAGCUGUAAUUUGCGAUGACUUGUUCUUUGCACGAUAUAGGCGUUCCUCUGCGCUUGCGCGCACUCUGUCCUCACUUCCUGCAAGCGACGAUUUGGAAAGCGCCAGCCGUGUGCUGUUGGAGUCUGUAUUUGGUGAUGCUCAUACUGAGGCUGACAAGGCGAAUAUGGUGGAUGGACUUUUGGACGUCAAGCUUUUGCGCGGCGCGAACAAAGAUGGCGUGCAUUUUACACAUGAAGGUAUUGUGGAACGUUUAUCCAAGUACAGUAACUUUGCUGUCGAGUCCAAGUUGAGAUCUUUCCUGGGUGAUGUGGAAGAGAAAGCGUCCCACGCUCGUCUUCAAGGCACAGAAGAGUUUAUUGAUAAACGAUUACACGAGCUACAAGGACCACUAGCUAAGGAGAGACCAGUGUCACGGUACGCUCAGUCACGUGGGAAUUUGUUGUCGCGUGGAGUGUCUCGACAGGUCUCCCGCGCCCAAGCUCUGUCACGCAAUGCCACUCGUUUGCCCAUAUCUGGGAAAUCUGCACAGCCUAAAGAGGACGAGGACCUCUAUAAAACCUUCUUAGAGGUUCAAGUUAAUGACAUGCAAGACACUGUAGACAGCUUGAACCAGGAAUUCGCUCAGCUUUCCAGGCAGUCUCUUGAUGUCACUGCAAAUCUAAGGGAACUGGAACAAGAACUGUUGGCUCAAACAGACCUCUUCAGGGAAUCAGCGGAGGGCAGCACGGAGCAUGCUCAGCAUAAGAAUGCUGUUCGACAAACAACCACCAAGAUAACUACUGCAAAGGCAUCGCUGGAAUCCAUUAAUCUGCAGAAGAGUAACUGUUUGGAGCGACUGAACUUGUUCAAGAAAAAGUUGGAAGAGAAACAAGCACAACUAGAGCAGCAUGUGAACAAACCCGAACACGAGCGCAAACAACAAGCUGAGAGAAAACUACAGACAGCCAUGGGAGGAAAACCAGUCAAGAAGAAAACAAAGAAGUAAACUUAGUGCUUUUAUAACAUUUGUAUUUUUUUAAUAUUAUUUAUUUGCACUGAUUGCAAUACAAGAUAUUUAAUUAGAAUAGGCUGAAAACAUUGAAUCGAAGUUUUAGAUCAAACCGCUAUUUUUUAUAAAUUUUUGUACAUGUGAAGCCGUAGUUGUAGACAGUCCAUUCCUUCGUGUAGGCUCAUCCAAAAAAACCGUGCAAUACAGCCAUCUAGUCUAUUAAAUAAUUGUAAGAUUUAGUUUUUCGACAGUCCAUCGAUAAGAGCCAAAUCAGCUUGAUGUUUUGUCAUUAAUUUAGAGAGAAAAAGCGAUUUUUUUGUAUUGAAUGAAGCGCAUGAUUUCAGUUUAUUAUAGUGAUAUCUAUUAAUGUAAUAAAUAUCGAAUUGAACUAUUUUUGAAAUCUGAGAGAAAUUUAUUACGGUCAGUUUGGUCUGAUUAAAACUUUGAUUUUAGUUUCCUGAACACGGAAAAAGGCAGUGAAACAUCCUUUUUAAAUUCCUUUCUCCACUGAUCCAAGGAGAUGAAAACGCGGGCUCAAUGUACGUUAUGCCCCCCCCAGUUGUGGUACCGAGCUUUACGUCUCAGAUCCUCGAUGCUUGUUUGUUGAUUAAACUGACGAUUAUAAUCAA